AUGGACAGUCAGUCGUCUUCCAAAGUCUUCAGACACGCUGCGGUCGUCACAGAUUCCAAAAUCGCCUCUGAUAUUGGAAAUGAGCUUCUAAUGUCCAGAGGCGGAAACGCUGUGGAUGCUGCAGUGGCGGCGUCGCUUGCAACUGGGGUCAUUAGUAUGCACAGCUGCGGGAUCGGUGGCGGCUCUCUGUUUGUCAUAUACACCAAAUAUGCAAGGCCAGAAUCACGCAGAGGGCCUGGCUGGCACGCCGUAGACAGCAGGGAGACGGCUCCAUUGGCGUCCAGUGAGAAUAUGUUUAAUCAGUUGGACAGCUCCAGAAGGCACAGUUCCCGUCUAGGUGGUAUGGCGAUUGGCGUGCCCGGUGAGAUCAGAGGUCUCUUUGAGGUCCAUAAAGAGUUUGGGAAACUUUCCUGGGAGGAGGUUGUCAUGCCAACGGUCAAACUGUGUGAGAAGGGUGUGCCCCUGACAAACCCAGUCCGAAACGUUCUAAAACAUCUUUCAGACAACAUGAGAGACAAAUUUCCAGAAUACUUUGACAGCAACGGAGCCCCAAAGACAGCAGGCAGCCCAAUCCAGCUACCAUCUCUCGCAAAGACGUUUCUGACCAUCGCCAAACAUCCAGAUGCCUUCUACAGUGGGAGUCUUGCAGAGAUUAUCGUUGCUGAUAUCAGAGACGCUGGGGGGAUAAUCACCUUGGACGACAUGAAGAACUAUCAGGUGAAGUGGCGUCCCCUGUCGGUGAUGAAUCUACCCGGAGGAUUCAGUGUACACUCUAUCCCUCCACCAGGAAGUGGACCAGUCCUUGGCUAUAUUCUGAAUAUUUUGAGCGGUUACAAUUUCUCACCGGCCAGCCUAGCAACGGAAGAGAGUUCAGUCCUGACUUACCACAGAAUUAUUGAAGCCAUGAAGUUCGCUUUUGCAGAGCGCUCUAAACUGGGAGACUCGGAUGGAUUUGAUGAGACAGCCCAGAAGCUGCAAAGACCAGCCUACGGGGAAGCCACCAGAAAGAGGAUCACAGAUCACAAGACCCAAGAGAUCGAGUAUUACAAACCAGCCUACCAUAUACACAACAAUCAUGGGACGGCCCACAUAUCCGUCAUUGAUGCCGAGGGCAACGCCGUCUCUGUUACAAGUACCAUUAACACAUACCUGGGAUCCCAUGUCAGAGGUCAAAGGACAGGCAUAGUCUUCAACAAUGAGAUGGACGAUUUCUCUACUCCAGGCACUCCCAACUACUACGGGUUCCCUCCAUCCCCGGCAAACUUCAUCAGGCCUGGCAAACGACCCAUGUCUUCCAUGUGUCCAGCCAUUGUCUUUGACGACAAUAAACAGAGGGUCCGACUCGUCACUGGUGCUGCGGGGGGAAGUACCAUCACCACAACAACGGCAAUGAACAUUGUGGAUGUGUUGUGGUUUGGUAAACAACUUCCAACAUCAAUCAAGUCACCGAGACUUCAUCACCAGCUUCUGCCGUCGAAGAUUCAAGUUGAAGACGGCUACCCCGAGACAAUACUGCAUGGGUUAAAAAGUAAAGGACACAGCAUUGGCCGGAUGUCGUGUAAAUCCGUGAUACAGGCAGUAGAAGUACGAGACGAUGGCAUCUAUGCUGUUGCUGAUUUGCGUAAGGGGGGAGUCCCCAGUGGAUACUAA
Molecule: messenger RNA, 1650 nt
Organism: Candidula unifasciata
Lineage: Eukaryota; Metazoa; Mollusca; Gastropoda; Stylommatophora; Geomitridae
Source: the annotation of a GenBank genome assembly